Messenger RNA from Suillus subalutaceus, 624 nucleotides. RefSeq lists its product as uncharacterized. Bases 1 to 624 code for a protein of 207 amino acids. The record is from RefSeq and is a predicted model, not a curated record. The transcript has a single exon. NCBI's taxonomy places the organism in Eukaryota, Fungi, Basidiomycota, Agaricomycetes, Boletales, Suillaceae.
AUGGCUCAAGCGAACACGAGGGCCGCUCUCCUUAAAAUCAUGUGCAUCAAAAACGACACCACUGACCUACGAACCAUUUUACAACCUUACAUCUCCCAGAUUUCCUCUCUCAACAUCACGUUGGACGAGGCUGUCGCACCUGAAAUUUUGCUCAACGACCUCCCGGCAUUUCAGGAGCUUCGAGUUCACAUAUUUCACAAUAUUAUCGUGAAAAAGCGUGAUAUACUAUCACGUAUUUUACCACCCAUUUCGCGACUCUUCACUCUGCACAGUCUCGAGUUGGAACUAAUGACCUGCCACGACAUCAAGUGUUUAUCUGGCCUUGACAUAGCAUGGCCCCUGACAAAUGUCAACAUCGGUUUAUGCCACCCGUCCACUAUCAUUGGCUUGCUGCAACUAUUUCCAAACCUGUCCUCGUUAGAAACCUAUAUACUCAGUGGCGAUGGAUUGUCCUUCGAGCCAUUCACCCACUCUAUCAUUCAAAAAAUUUCCAUUGAAACCGUUUUCACGACUCCCACAGACUCAGAACGAGACUCAGUGGUUCACUUGUUGAUGCACUCACGCUCCCCAAUUUGCGCGUGCUUCAUGUUGAUGGUAGAUCGUGGCCUUGUGUUGAAGAUUUGA